CGUAAAAAAAAAAAAAGAAAAAAAAAAGGGGGGUUGGUGAGGCUAUUAUAAUUCAACUAACAUAUACAGUAGUAGUAAUCAAACAAUUAUCAUCAAAAUCAGAUGAAAAUGUGUGGUCGUCUCCUUGUGCUCCUAUUCCUCAGCUUAUCAUUUUUCUUCUUCAAUUUCUCCCAAGCAAGAUCAAUAAUUACUUCAACUUCAACAAAACAAGAUGUUACUGCAGCUAGGAAAUGCUCAUACACAUUGACAAUCAAAACAAGUUGUUCUUCAUCUAAAUACACCAGAGAUAAAGUCAGUAUUGCUUUUGGAGAUUCUUAUGGAUUUGAGGUCUACGCGCCAAGACUAGAUAACCCAUCUUCGAGAAUAUUCGAGAGGUGCUCUACUGAUACUUUCAAGAUCAAUGGCCCAUGUACUUAUGAGAUCUGUUACCUUUACUUGAAGAGAGUUGGAUCUGAUGGCUGGAAACCACAGAGCGUUAAGGUGUACGGUCCAAGUCGUCCCGUUAUUACAUUUAAAUUUAAUAAGUUUUUACCUAAUGGAGUCUGGUUUGGAUUUAAUCACUGCCUUAAACUGUCUGCAUCUGUUAUGUAGGAAUCCAAUAUGUAUGAAUUCAACCAUGAAUUUUGUGUUUUGCAGAUUUAAUUGAUGCAAAACUAUAGUAUAAAAGUGUAUUGUUUGGAGAAUAAAAGAUACGGAGGACCCCGGUAUAAAGGGUUGUUUGGAUGGUUGUUACCCUUUUAUCGUGUCUUAUAUAUUUGCUCUUACAACAGGGGAAGGGAAUAAAAUACUUCGGUAUUGGUUGAGUUUGAACUGUAUAUUUUAAUUUAUAACCGUGGAAGGCAGGGAGUUCACGAAGAACUAGCCCUCAACCCCAUAUUUACAGUAGUUCUUCACAAAGAGCAAAAUUUGUAAUGCUGAAAAUAAUACAGUAUAAUUUGUUUUACACUAUUAA
Lycium ferocissimum is the source of this 952-nucleotide messenger RNA. RefSeq names its product embryo-specific protein ATS3A-like. The transcript has a single exon. Bases 103 to 591 code for a protein of 162 amino acids. The record is from RefSeq and is a predicted model, not a curated record. Gene Ontology annotation, molecular function: protein binding. NCBI's taxonomy places the organism in Eukaryota, Viridiplantae, Streptophyta, Magnoliopsida, Solanales, Solanaceae.